AUGCAGGAAAGAUUAAAGGAGAAAGAAGAUGGAAGUUUUAUCAAGGAUAUAUCUCAUUUUAUUGAUAAUACCGCUAAUCCAGAAAAAAAUGUUGAAGAAGAAAAAUGGAUAAGAGAAUUACCGGUAACAUAUCGUCCAGAAUAUUUGAAAACAUUCAUUUGUUUUCUAGCAUUACUUAUAUCAUUAUUUUUAAAUCAACUUGUGAUCUGUUUAGUGCAUGAUGUUACCAGUAGAGAUGCAUUACCGGAUUUGGUAUUUGCAAUAGUGCCGGAACAGAAUUGGGCAUUAGCUGUUGGUGAUAUGCUUACCGGUAUUGCAGGUGUUGUUGCUUUAGGAUUUAUUACUGUAUUUCAUCGAUAUCGAUUUAUCGUUAUACGUCGAUUGAUAUUUACUAUAACUGUAUUGUAUACAUUUCGAGCUAUUUGCUUAGCUGUUACUCAUAUUCCGGCAAGUUAUGAGAAUAAUCAUCGGAAAUGUAUAAAACCAAAUCAUCAGGCAACUAUACUAACUGUUCUGAAACGAUUUGCACAACAUUCUUUUAAGCUUGGUUUACAAUUUAAUCAAAAUGAUCAAGUAAUCUGUGGUGACCUUCUCUUCUCCGGACAUACCAUAUUUGUUUCAACAACAACAUUCUAUUUCAAUCAUUAUUCACCACAUUCUAUUUGGCCGCUUAGAUGGUGCUUAAUAUUAAUAUGUAUUGGUGGUAUGAUCUGCUUAUCAAUAUCACGUACACAUUACAGUGUUGAUGUAUUAAUCGCAUAUUGGUUAUCCAGUUUCCUUUUUAGUCUUUAUCAUUCAUUCAUUUUACUACCACAUCAUGUACGUAUUCGAACACGUGCCUAUCGUCGUUUGUUAUUAUUUUGGACAAUGUACGAAUUGGAAGUGAAUGUACCAUCAGGACGUUUAGAAAAUGAGAUAGAAUGGCCAUUACCUUGGCCAAAAUGUCUGAAACAAUGUGUGAAGAAUUGGAAUAAACGAGAAAUUGAUACGAUAUCUGGUUAUAUUGCGGAACAAUUAGAUGCACAUCGUAUUAAGACACAUUUGUAA
Messenger RNA from Loa loa (African eye worm), 1047 nucleotides. RefSeq lists its product as hypothetical. Gene Ontology annotation, molecular function: sphingomyelin synthase activity; ceramide cholinephosphotransferase activity. Bases 1 to 1047 code for a protein of 348 amino acids. NCBI's taxonomy places the organism in Eukaryota, Metazoa, Nematoda, Chromadorea, Rhabditida, Onchocercidae. The record is from RefSeq and is a predicted model, not a curated record. Gene Ontology annotation, cellular component: endoplasmic reticulum membrane; Golgi membrane. Gene Ontology annotation, biological process: ceramide biosynthetic process; sphingomyelin biosynthetic process. The transcript has 7 exons.